Messenger RNA from Fusarium tjaetaba, 1281 nucleotides. RefSeq names its product translation initiation factor eIF-2B subunit delta. The coding region runs from base 1 to 1281 and encodes 426 amino acids. NCBI's taxonomy places the organism in Eukaryota, Fungi, Ascomycota, Sordariomycetes, Hypocreales, Nectriaceae. The transcript has 3 exons. The record is from RefSeq and is a predicted model, not a curated record.
AUGGCUACAGAUGUGAAUAUGGGACAGGUUGCGGUUAAGAAGGCCGAAGAGCAGUACGCCAACUUCAUUGCAUCCCUUGCUGAGAGAGCGAUGACUUCCAGAAUCUUCCAGAGAUAUAAGGUCAUUGACAGUUUCCUGCAUCUCGACAGUUAUCCAGGGCCAAACGGGGUUCCAUUCCAUAUCGAAGACGCGAAACUAUCACUCAUAUCAUUCGACAGGUCUAGCAAUCCGACUCUUACCCCUAAUAUAAAGGAACAUGAACUCGCUUCCAAGGUCGAUAUGGAUUCUUCUCGCCAAAUCUUUAUCGUUGAAAACAUAACUCCCAAGUUCUUCCUUGACUAUAUCGAUGCCGUGCCGGCCGAGAUGGAUAUCACGAAAGAGGAAACAUCACCCAGGACCGAUCUGGUUACCAAGGCAUGGUACCGCCACCAGGCUGUUGACGGAUACCUGCCUAUUCUUAAGUCCACGAACACUCGUUACGAUCAUGUCUCAUUUAGAUUUAUUGGACCCAGAGAGUACAGAAGGGAAGGUUCUGGCAAUUUGUUGGAGCGCAUGAAGCCCGAUAUGGAGAAAAUGAACGUCGAGCGAAUUGCGGGGCUUCAUGUUCCUAUAACCAGAAAACUAGGCAAAGGAGGUCGGCAAUUUGAUAACGUUGCAAUGGCGCGCCAUUGCGCUUCUGUCUGGGUCAAACAGCCUGACGAUUCCAUUCAUUCAGAGUGGACGAAAGCAAUAAUACUGGUUGACCCUCCUUUCGAACCUGAAGAUGGCGAAACCAUGUACGGCACAAGAGCUGACUCGGCGUACCGUUCCUUCAUCUGCCGCCCAUUACCAAACGAAGUAGAGGGAAGAGAUCAAGAGCCUAGAUGCAACUACCGAGACUCUCUAGCACAUAUUCUAAUGGAUGAAUUUGCUCAAGGGGGUGAUUUUCAUCUCCUAAUCAUAACUCAAGCCGUGGCUCGCAUUAUAGCAACUGAGUGGAUUUCCGCCAGCGCCUACGGUGAGCAGGACCUGAACACGCUCGAAUGGAGGCUGGAGAACGAUGAGCCAGGCAUGCUGACACUGGGCGCUUCCCUCAAGAAACUUUUCAUUCUACGUCGUCGGAUUCGCAAGUACCAGGGUUUAGUUGAAGAACAGUUAGACCUCUUCCGCAAGUAUUUGUCACAAGCCUGGAUCGCAACAUCUUCACCUGCAGCUGAGAAAGCGAGGUCUCAUGUGGAAGGAGAUUUCGAACAGGUCAGGAGCAUAUACUGGAUAAUGCAGUCCGACUAUCCGAUACUCUAG